Molecule: messenger RNA, 4572 nt
Organism: Bathycoccus prasinos
Lineage: Eukaryota; Viridiplantae; Chlorophyta; Mamiellophyceae; Mamiellales; Bathycoccaceae
Exons: 1
Coding region: 1-4572 (1523 amino acids)
Biological process (GO): interstrand cross-link repair; double-strand break repair via nonhomologous end joining; protection from non-homologous end joining at telomere
Molecular function (GO): damaged DNA binding; 5'-3' DNA exonuclease activity
Source: RefSeq, a predicted model, not a curated record
AUGAACGAUCGUGGUGGUGGUUUUGGUGGUCACAACACUACUACUUCUCAUGCCCUCGGUUCGGGAGGAGGUGCGUUACUCUCGGAGUGCACGAUACGAGUUGAAAACAGAUUCGAAAUACGCGUGGACACUUGGGGGAAAAAAAAUGCAUUCUCAACAAACAACAACGACAACAUCCUUCAUCAAAUCCCAACGUUUUACUUUCUAACGCACAUGCACCAAGAUCACUUGCGAGGAUUACGGGAAGAUACGUUCGAGAACGAUAAUAAUGGGAGGAUAUAUUGCACGGAAAUCACGAAUAUUUUACUGGUGAAACGAUUUCCGAGGUUGGAAUCGAAAGUCAAAGUGUUGGAGUUUGAUUCCGUGGAGGUGGUCGAGGUUGUUUCUAAUAAGAAAAACACGAAAGAAGAAGAUUUGAGGUUCAACGUGUACUGCUUGGACGCCGGGCACUGUCCCGGGUCCGCGAUGUUUGUCUUCGAAGGAACGUUUGGGAAAGUUUUACACACCGGGGAUUUCCGGAGGGAAGAUUGGAGCGGGAGUUUGCCGAGCGGGAAGAGGAUGAGUUUACCGACGCCCGGGAGCAACGGAAGCGGAAGCAACAACGGGUUGAGGAAGAAUUUUUUUAGCAUGUUGAACGACGUGCCACUUUCUGCGAUGUGGUCUUCGAGCAGUCCGAGUUUGACGACGGGUUCCCAGGACCUCGGGUACGACAACAACAAUAACACAACUUUGAAGAACGCGACGCCGUUGCCGAAAGUGCUCGAUAAUUCGAAAACGCAAGCGGUGGACGUUUUGUAUCUCGACAACACGUACAACAAUCCAGAGUACGAUCAUCCACCCAGAGCUGUCGCUUUGGAACGCAUCGUAAAGUUAGUCACGGAAAUCGAGCCGGAGCGUCCGGUGAUUCUUUUGUUAGAUUCUUUAGGUAAAGAAGACAUCGUCAUAGCGCUGAGCCAAGCGACGAAAUCGAAAGUCUAUUUGCACAAAGAUCGAUACAACGAUUGGUUAAAGUUAGGAUUUGAGAAAGAGUACGUGUGUAACAGUCUCGGAGAAAACGAAAGCACGAGAGUGCGCGUACUCCCCAAGGCCAUGGGGAGACACAAAGAGAACGUGUGCGGACCGUUGGUGGCCGGGUUGAAGAACUUUAAGGAGUGGGGACCGUUGGUCAUCAGUCCGACGGGCUGGGCGCGCGUCACCGAACAGAUGCGAGAGGAGGACGAGAAACAAGAGAUGGAUACGGAACGACGGGAAAAGAUGACGAACGAGGAGAAAACAGACUGGGUUCGCCGAUCGGUUCCGUAUUCUUUACACAGCAGUUACAGCGAACUGGAAACGUUCGUGAAAAGAAUCCAACCGAGGAAGAUUAUCGGCAACACGAGGGACGACACCGUGAAAGAGGCGGAGAGGAAAGGGUUAUCAGAAGUUCGCUCGGUACACGUGAGGAGUCUGAAAACGUUUCUGCGGCCAUCGUCGCAAUCGGAAGAGAACUUAGUGUUAAAAGCAGUUUUUGAAACAGAAAGAAGACGCGAGCAAGCGACAGCGACGACGACAAAAAUGAACACGACGAAACUGUCGGUCAAUUCGCCUAGAGACGACAUUUCAGACGUGCGACUGCUUUCGGCGUCGUCGCCACGAGGCGUCAAAGGCGACGUGAAAGAAACGCUUCACAAAAUGAGGAUCGUUUCGCCGAGCAAGCCAGCGACGAAGUACGCGCUCGCGAAUAAAAAGUUACCGCUACGUUUACAACGGUUUCAACAAAAAGAACGAGAAAACGACGCCACAAAGCCGCAAGAAAGAGAAGAAGAAGAAGAAGAAGAAGAAGAAGAAGAAGAAGAAGAAGAAGAAGAGGAAGAAGAAGAAGAGAAAGAAGAAGAAACUCCAGAAGAAGAAACCCCGGAGGAGAUUUCUGUGCUACCUCUACCACCGAAUAGAAGAAGGCUACCGUUACCGAAGAGCUUAACGACGACUCGGGAUGUCAUUCUUCAUUCUUCGGAAGAAGAUUUGUACAUCAAGUCAAACCUCAAAUCGCAGCCGUCCGUGCGAGGCCCAUCGAAGGAACAGCCAGUCAACCGCAUACCGCUCGUGAACAAUCAAAAAAGCGACGGAUUCGACGUGCUGAACGCAUAUCUCGAACAGAGAAUGAGACAAAAAGAAGAAGAGCGCCUCGAAAGAGAGAGACAACAAGAGCUCGGCGACGUCAACGCCGACGCAGAUAUUGAGGAUGAAGACGACGAAGAAGAGGAAGAAGUGGAAGAGAAGGAGGAGGAGGAGGAGGAGGAGGAGGAGGAGGAGGAGGAGGAGGAGGACGCCGACGACGAUAUUGUUCCUACGCAGUCAGCUGACGGAGCCAUCGGGCACGGGAACGAAGAAAAAGAGGUGACAGCAACGCUCGCGAGCCCUAGUAAAUGGUUUUCAUCCAUCAUAGGGCCGGUGAAACGGUUGUUCUCGAGAAAUGGUGAGAAGAAAACUCCUUUGGAAGAAAAGUUACCGGAACCGAGAGUAAAAGAAGAAGAAAAAGAAGAAGAAAAAGAAGAAGAAAAAGAAGAAGAUGAUGACGAGUGCACAACAAUGAUAGAUGAUAUAGAUUCGGAUGAAGACAGUGAAAUCGUAGACGAAUCUGAAGAUGACGGAAGUGAUCUUGAGGAUUUUAUUGUCCCAGACGACGAAGUUGAUGGGAUGGUUAUACCACCACCAAACCAUGCUACUAUUGAUAAAGAAUGGAACGAUUGGGAACCCGGAAGCCCGGGUUCAAUGCGUUUCAAGGAAAUAGUAAAUGUUAUUGAAACACACGCAAAAAUACAAGCGGAUAUCACUGCGAAAGUCACUGACAUGGACGACAACGAUGGCGAAGCAGAGCAUGGCGGUGGCAACGACGCGAUCGCCGGUACAAAUACGAAAUCAACCGGAACCACCGCCGCGUGUGGUAGUGAACCGAACCCUCAAGGCGGUCCUCGACGUUCGAAACAUCACAACCCGUGGGGAUUAGACGAAACUCAGGCUUUGAUUGAAGGCGUCUCCAGAUGCGGCGGCGGUAAAUGGGCCGAUAUUAAAAAGCUUGGGUUUCCGGAAAUUGAACAUCGCACCGCGGUUGAUUUGAAGGACAAGUGGCGCACCUUGCUUCGAACCGCAACAUUACCGACGCCGUCUGGACGAGAAGCCGCUGGUAAGUCCGGCGGCGACAAGAAACGAGAAAUCCCGAGAGCUAUGUUGGACCGAGUUCGAGAACUCGCCAUGCUUCACGCGAAGCUUAAAGCGCGCGACGCAGGCCACACUCUCAAAGACACCGUCGAUGACGGGAACAAAGAGACGUACACGAGUCAAUUAGAAGCAACAUUUCCAGCAUUAAUCGAUGGCUCGUAUUUGAGCGUGGAAAAGCCAAAAGAAGAUGGUGCGGAUGUUGGCGAAGAGCGAGAAGACGCCGCCGCCGCCGCCGCCGCCGCCGAAGAAGAACUCGAUAAUGAUAAUAAUAAGAACAACAAUAAUAACAGUGGCGAUGCCAGCGAAGACGACGACGACGAUGACAUGCCAAUUCGGGGAAGUCAUCAUCGCGCGCGCAAAUCUGGAUCACCGCCGACUGAAGAAGAGCUGAAGGAGGCAGUGUUCGAGAUAAUCGUACGAGUCAAAGAGGGAGGAGGCAAACGAAUAUCAACCAAGGAGGUUCGCAAAGAGCUAGAAAAGAAAUUCGGGUGCUCUUUAAAGGCGUACAAGGAAAAAAUACAGGACUGCAUUUACUUCAAGGUCAUCGACCGAGACACAACCAUAGUAAGGAAGAAGCGCAACAAUUCACGGAAGGAGGGAAGUCGAUUAAAGCGUAAACGCGAGUUGAAGACAGAGCAAGACGUAAAAGACGAUGUCAGAGAGACAGAAGGAGUAGCAGAAGAAGAAGUAAAAGAAGAGGAGCGAGAGGUAAAGAAGCGACCGCAACGAAAGAAGAAAGUAAAAAAGCUUCGGAAAUCAAAUCCUCUAAGAUAUGCGGAUUCAGAUGCAUCAUCAUCCGACGACGACGACGAAGAUGAUGAAGAAGAAGAAGAAGAAGAAGAAGAAGAAUAUAACGAUGGCGACAACUCCGACGAUGAUAAUGAAAACGAGGACGAGAUGGACGACAAGGAAUCCAAGUCAGUAGAGAAACCGCACAAAGAGCGAAAAACACCAGCCUCGAUAUUCUCCAACACUGGAGUGUAUUCCGUUCCCGGGAAAGUUCGAUGGCAACGGACGACAGCACAGCUCGAGCGUUUAGAACAGCUCUUCGCGAAUGAUACGACGACGCCGCGGGGAGAAAAAUUGAAACAAGUGACGGAAGAGUUGAGCGCGCUCGGCCCCAUUCAAGAGUGCAACGUGUUUAAUUGGUUUCAGAAUAAGAAAUCGAGAUUGAAGAAACUGGAGGAAGAUGCGGCGAGGGAAAAAAUGGAAGCGGCAGCGAAUAAGAGAUCGAGAGACUCUGACGAUAUGGAGAACGGCACCGUCGUUGAACCCGAAAUAGAAAAAGAGGAGCAGGACUCUGAGAUCGAUAACGAUUUAAGGUUGCUAUGGGAAAAAAUGAAAGUAGAAAAGAGAAAACGUCCGCGGACUUAG